Amphiprion ocellaris (clown anemonefish) is the source of this 2460-nucleotide messenger RNA. It is a transcript of the gene arfrp1, whose product is annotated as ADP-ribosylation factor related protein 1. The coding region runs from base 254 to 859 and encodes 201 amino acids. Gene Ontology annotation, biological process: protein localization to organelle; Golgi to plasma membrane protein transport; intracellular protein transport. Gene Ontology annotation, molecular function: GTP binding; GTPase activity. Gene Ontology annotation, cellular component: Golgi apparatus. The transcript is spliced from 7 exons. Lineage: Eukaryota; Metazoa; Chordata; Actinopteri; Pomacentridae. The record is from RefSeq and is a predicted model, not a curated record.
GUCUGCUUCCUGGUUAGAUUAGACGUAGCAUCACUGCCGUGUUUAGAUCCGCAGGUAGAUCUGAACACACUUAUUUCAUGUAUGUACGGUUGUUGGUCACUCAUGUCAACGUCUACGUGUACUCUAACUAGAAUGACGUUACAGCGGCGCCCCUUGCUGUCUUUGACGUCAUAUGUAGGCUAAACUAAGUUAGUGUGCUAACUCAGCGUUAGCGCAGCUAGCGGGUAGUUGCGUCGUUUGCCAUUUUUACAAGAUGUAUACUUUAUUAUCUGGAUUAUAUAAGUACAUGUUCCAGAAGGAUGAAUACUGCGUGUUGAUCCUGGGACUGGAUAAUGCCGGGAAAACGACCUUCCUGGAACAAACCAAGACAAAGUUCAGUAAGAACUACAAGGGAAUGAAUUUGUCAAAGAUCACGACUACAGUUGGUUUGAACAUUGGAACAAUCGAUGUGGGAAAAGCUCGUCUAAUGUUCUGGGAUCUGGGCGGUCAGGAGGAGCUUCAGUCUCUGUGGGACAAAUACUACGCUGAGUCCCAUGGAGUGAUCUAUGUGAUAGAUUCCACUGAUGAAGAGCGCCUGUCAGAAUCUAAGGAGGCCUUUGAGAAAAUGAUCAGCAGCGAGGCUCUGGAAGGCGUUCCUCUCCUGGUGCUCGCCAACAAGCAAGACGUACCGAACUGUCUGUCAGUGCCGGACAUUAAAACAGCCUUCAGUGACUGUGCCCCGAAGAUCGGCAAGCGAGACUGUUUAGUCCAGCCGUGUACGGCCCUCACAGGGGACGGAGUGAACGAAGGCAUUGAGUGGAUGGUGAAGUGUGUGGUCAGGAACAUCCACCGGCCGCCCAGACAGAAGGACAUCACAUAAUCAGAACUAUCAUCACCUCCUGGUUGUGAUCUUGGACUGGAACUUUCUCCUUGAGGACACUCCAUGUAAACCCUGGAGCUGAUGACUCUCCUAGUGUUUCCUGUGACGUUGAAUGGUUUGGAUUUCUACUUUUAGAGUGCAGCAGUAUUUUAUCACCAAGCAUAACUUCAGAUCUGCCUCUUUGCACUUGUGGUUUCUUCUGCUUCUUCAGACUGAGCUGCUGCCUGGAUCAUUGCUGCCUCUACAAACCUUCACUGACACCUUCUCACAUAAAAUAUACACAGCUGUCAUGAAGCGGUUCCUGUUUUUUAUCUAAUUCGUGGAGCAAUGUUAAGUUCACGUUUAUAGUUGAAUUGGAAAGUAAAUUAUCCUCUUGUGUCAGCAAAUAAUAAUACUGCAGCAGCAGCUGUGUUUCAGACAGAAACAGAACCUUUUAGAGUGUGUUGGUGGAAACAGCGUUUACACUUCAGGUGGUUGGUCAAUCUUUUAAUGUUUUUCACUACGUCUGCUCAUUAGCUGUCACACAUCAACAUUUUAACCUGUCUGUCCCUUUCCAGCAUUCAGCGUUUGGUUUGACCCUUUGUGCUGUUUGUGUUCCUCUAAACAAGUGGAGACCACUUCCACCUUGUCCUGUGGCUUCAGCACUGUUUCUGUGACUCUGUGAGGUCAAUCAGGACACGACUCUAACCCCAUGUAACACAAUACAGCAUCUAACCCUGUAACUACACAGAGCCUCUGCUGGCAGGUAGAACAGAAGGGAUGUUAGUAGUUUUAACCCACAUGGAAAUGAGAAUACCAGCAUUAGCCAGAAACCAAAAGUAUGUAAAAAUACAUGUAUGUGUGAAUUAGUCCAUCAUUCUGAUCUGAAGUGAGACUGGAAUCAUCAUGGAGCUGAUUUGUUUGAGCUGCAGGAAGUAGAAGAGGCUCAAGUGGAGAGAGGAUGUUCUGGAGAAGGCCUCGGUGUACAGCUACAGCUUAGACUUUUUAAGGCAGGAAGGGAUUUUUUUUCAUGGAAAAAAACUCUAAAUACGUGACUUUGAUCAACAACAGCAGUUUGAUUCUCCACAGAGCAAGGAUUCUGUUUUUACUUGUCAACAUGUUUCAAGCUAUCGUAGAGUAAUAUUAUGGAUUUACAGCUACAAUAACAUGAAUACCUGUUGGACAGAUGAGUAGAAAUCAAUCAGUCUGAUGAGUUUUCUGUUCUAGUGUCUUAAUAUUGAGAUCUAGAACUCCUGUGGUCCAUGUUUUGGAGGAAAAGGAGAAUAGCUACUUUACCUCCAGUGCUGUAUAUUAUUCUGUUUGUGUUGCUUUUCUCAGUGAAGCUCCAUGCAGGAACCCAACAGUCCUUCCAGAUGUGUGCUCUUGUCUUCAUCCUUUGGCCUCUGUAAAUUAUCCAUAGUUGGAUUUCUCAUUGAUUUUUUUUUGACUUACUCUGAAAAUGUUAAAAUGUAUAAUUUGUGGCGACACUACAGGUGACUGGGUAACUGGAUAUGAACUCCAUUAAGUGUGCUGAAUGGAUGUAUGAAGUACUUAAAACACUUCUGUCAGUCACAUGAACUGUGUUAAACAGGUUAUUAUAAUAAAACUCUCUGUUCAACAAA